Prorocentrum cordatum is the source of this 309-nucleotide messenger RNA. NCBI's taxonomy places the organism in Eukaryota, Dinophyceae, Prorocentrales, Prorocentraceae. The record is from the annotation of a GenBank genome assembly.
AUGGCCACCACAUGGCAGGCCUCGCGUGGGCCCGCGGAGCUGCGGCGCCCGGGCUCGGCCGCAGGCCCGGCGUCCCGUGUCCUGCCCUCGGUGCUCUGCGGCACGCGUUCGGCGCUGGAGCGGUGGGCACUGAGCGCCGAGGAGGACGGCUGCGUGACUGUGCGCUACCUCAGCGGCGAGGUCGAGCGCUUCGACCUCGGCGGGCGCUGCACGGCGGAGCUGCUGCGGACGCGCCUGGCUGGGGCCAGGGGCGUCCACCAGUGGCAGGUGCAGCUGCUGCGGGGCAACGGGGAGCCGGUGCAAGACGAG